UCGAAAGAGGAGAAAGUGAGAUUUUAGAGAAAUGCUGGCGGUGUUGGAUAAAUCAUUGUCGAAGGCGGCAGAAGGGCUGAGAGGCCCUGCGCCAAGCGGCGAGGAGAACGACGCACGCGAUGUUGCGGCGCUUCUGCAUGACUUCACCGAGGACAAGGAAAGGCAGCUCACGAUAAGCCUCGGGUCAGGCGCUGGAUUGGCAUGGUUUGCCAAGAACGGCAACCUUUUGCUUCGCCAGUUUUAUGCUGUCGUGGAUAAUAUGUUUUGCCUUUUUGAAGGGCGCAUUGAUAAUUUAUCUAAUUUGAACAAAUAUUAUGGUUUGCACAAGAGGAUAAAUGAGCCUACCCUUGUAAUUGAAAUAUACCGAACAUUAAGAGACAGAGGGCCUUAUCCAGCUGAGAAGGUUAUAAGGGAUAUCGAAGGGAGGUUUGCCUUUGUUAUACUGGACAUGACUGCAAAGUCCACUUUUAUUGCUGUUGAUUAUGAUUGUACUGUUCCAUUUUAUUGGGGCGCUGAUUCUGAAGAACGUCUUAUUUUAUCUGACGAUGCUGAAUUUUUGAAGAAAGCUUGUGGGAAAUCAUUUGCAAUUUUCCCUAAAGGCUGCUUUUACACAUCUACUAGAGGAUUACGGAGUUAUGAACAUGCAUCGUAUGAGUUGAAAGCAGUUCCAUGGGUUGAUAGCCACGGGGAUGAGUGUUGGCCCACCUACGAAGUUGACUUCGAGACCAAGAAGCCUACAUCGCUUCGUCGGAAUGACAGCGACUUUGAUUGGUCUGAGGAGUUAUAACCUACCAAUCCUUUUUCACCCCUAUCUUUUCUCUUGCCUUUUAUUUUUUUUAUUUCCUCGAAUAAAAUAAUUUUGGCAGGGUUUUCUACUUGAAACUCGUCUGUUGGCACUUCUUCUGUGUUAUUUGUCUGGAUAU
Phalaenopsis equestris is the source of this 923-nucleotide messenger RNA. Its product is annotated as stem-specific protein TSJT1-like. The record is from RefSeq and is a predicted model, not a curated record. The transcript is spliced from 4 exons. The coding region runs from base 32 to 787 and encodes 251 amino acids. NCBI's taxonomy places the organism in Eukaryota, Viridiplantae, Streptophyta, Magnoliopsida, Asparagales, Orchidaceae.